UUCACAGAUUUCAAAGUGCAAGGAAGCUCUUUAGACCGAGUCAUUGUGGAUUUGACAUGGGCGCAUUCCCUUCAGAGUAUCUAUGUAAUGUUAUCGCGCGCACCUAAAUUGAGCCACAUAGCAAUUCUGAGAUGGUUUUCAUCUAGGACACUGAAUUCUGACUUACAAGGUGAUGCACGAGCAGAACUGAAGCGAUUGAAUAUUGUGGCGAGAGACACCCGGCAGAGAUAUCUUACAUGGGGGAAUCCAAAGGACAAAAGAGACAAUGCCAGUGAUUCUAUCUCUUCGGCCAAAGUCAAUUGUAUGUGA
Molecule: messenger RNA, 309 nt
Organism: Suillus fuscotomentosus
Lineage: Eukaryota; Fungi; Basidiomycota; Agaricomycetes; Boletales; Suillaceae
Exons: 1
Source: RefSeq, a predicted model, not a curated record